This is a messenger RNA of Nothoprocta perdicaria, 12831 nucleotides long. It is a transcript of the gene ZNF469, whose product is annotated as zinc finger protein 469. The coding region runs from base 1 to 12831 and encodes 4276 amino acids. The transcript has 2 exons. The record is from RefSeq and is a predicted model, not a curated record. NCBI's taxonomy places the organism in Eukaryota, Metazoa, Chordata, Aves, Tinamiformes, Tinamidae.
AUGACUGGAGAGACCCAGCAUGUUUAUGCCAUCAGCGAUACUGAGGCCGGCGCCAAGGAGCAAGGGAAAGACUUUGGCUUCGAGCGCUGCGCCGAGAAGGACGGCAGGGCCUUCGGCAGCGCCGUGCCCGACGCCCCGGAGCCGUGCCCGCGCGGCGCCGCCGACGGCACCGGCCCCUUCCCCGGCGCCAAGGACAAGGAGCCGCACGGCCAGCGGGAGGCCGUGAUCCGGCCGCAGCAAGCCGGCAAGAUCGACUUCAAGUCCCUCCAGAGCAAGCCCAAGUUCGCCGGCGACGGCGCCUGGAGCGGCCUCGACGGCGGCCCCCGGUCGCCGCCGGGCAAGAGCCGGGCGCGGGAGAAGAGCCGGCGCGCGGCCAAGGGCGAGCGCGGCCAGCAGCAGCAGCAGCUCUACCGGCUGAGCCUCGCCGGCGCCCGCCCCAACCCCACCAUCGGCAUCGCCUACCCGCAGCAGAAGGUCGCGCCGCCCAAGGAGCCGCCGGCUGCCCGCACCGGGGCCCUCGGCGGCAGCUACCGCUUCCACGUGCCCGGCGCGCCCGAGAGGGAGGCCGAGCUGCAGCACGACGAGCUCGGCUUGGGCCGGCGCUUCGCGGAGGCCGCCGCCAGCCUUACCUCCACCAACUAUACCUCAGAGGCGGCCGCCGGCGCGCGCCUCGCCGCCAAGGGGCAGCCGCCCGCGGGCCUCCCCCUCAAGAGCCCCGGCCCCCAUGGGCAGCUACAUUACCUAGAGUUUCAGGCAAACGGGACGAACUCUUGGCCUUCGCCGGAGAAGAGCUUUCCAGGUGCUAACUACGGGGCGCCGAAGCCGAGCUCCUUGGGCGAGGGCGGCAAAGGCGGCGCCUUGGGCUCCCUGCCCUUCUCGUUCCCCUUCCAGCUGCUGCACGAGGCGGCCAAGGAGCCGUUCCGCGGAGACGCCGCCGGCCAGGAGUACGGGGAGGCGCCGCCGGCGCCCGCCGCCUUCGGCUUCGCCGCGCGCGACUGGCAGGACGAGGCGCUGAGCGGCGCCUACGAGAGCGCGCCCGCCGAGGCCCGGCUCUACGGGCUGCCCUUCCUGUCCCCGGCGCCCGUGGGCCACCACGGCGCCUACAAGGGCCGGAGCGAGCGCCCCGCUGAUCUCAAUGGUGCUCUCCCGUCGUCUGGUGCUAUCGACCCCAACCCAAGCACUUUCCAAGAGAACCAAGCUGUUUUUCCGUCUAGUUUACACUCGCCCAGCGUGCCAAAGCCAGUCGGUAAGAGGCAAGCCUCGUCUAAAGACAGUGUCCCCAGCCCACGGCUACUGGUGCAGAGUAGCCCUCUUAGAAGGAAUAUGCCACCGAGCCCUCUCUCCCAAGUGCACUUUCAGAACAAAGUCUAUUGCGGCUCCCCGGCGGGCAGCGCGGGCGCCGGGUCCGUGCCUUUCGACACGAGCCUUGCCACCCCACCGGCCACCCACGCCCGGCUCGGGCAGGCCUGGGACGGCACCACGAAGGCGUUCUCUCCCGCGGACCCCAACUCAGCACCUUAUCCAAACCCCGUUGGAAACCAGUUCUCAUUCGAGCGCCCGCCUGGCCCCGAGCAGAGGCAGCACCGGCAGAAAAGCGCCAGGGUGCCUUGGCAGCAGAUGCACCUCGCUCCUGCAGCGCCCGCUCCGAACAGGAUAGAGCUGGCGAGACAACUCAGCGGCCAGAAGCCCCCUUUCUCCCUCGGCACGUCGGAGUGGCAGGGGGGCGUGAAGGCCCAGCCGCUGAGCAGCUCCCCCGGGUACCACAGCAAAAAGCUCUUGGCCGGAGAGGGCCUUGGGGCUCCGCGGGGGGACCCCGGGCGGCAGGGCUGCGGUUCCACCGGCACUUUCUCGUUCGAGAGCGGAAAGGAGCCGGCGUCUGCCGCCUGUGACGCGAGGAGCAAAGCCCUCUUCUACAGCAUGGGCCAAGCGGGGCCUCCUCCGGCCUCCAGGAACUCCUCCAGUUCGGCGCUGGCCUUGCCGCCAUCAGCCUUGGUGGCCGCCUCACCGUGCGAGUCCCCGCUGCCUUCCCCCGUCCCCAACCCCACGUGCAGCAGCACCUGCUCCUCUCUGUCCCCCAUGUCAAGCAGCCCGCUCAACCCCAGCUUUGAAGACAGCCAGAUGUCUGGAGCACUUACCCCUUCUCCCUUCUUCCACCAUCCCGCUCAUCCCAAGGAGAGCAACAAAGCCUUCCACCCCGCCGAGGUACUGAGUUCGGGCUCGCUUCAUUACCACCCCUCAGACUCUGUCAAGUCCUUCCACUUCCCUCCCGACGCCCUGAAGGACGACCCUCUCCUCAAAUGCGCCCCAGAGAGCCCAUUUCCCAAGCCCGGCAUGGAGGUGCCCAAAGGAUGCCUCGAUGGUCUCGACGGGGAGCCGCCUCCGCCGCCUUAUUCCUCCCAUCACCUGCUGGCCACCUCGCUCAGCAGCGCCAGCCUGGACCAGCUGGACGUGCUGCUGACGUGCAAGCAGUGUGACCAGAACUACAGCAACCUCUCCUCCUUCCUGGAGCACCGGCAGUUCUGCGGCUCGCACGCCGUGCUCCCGGGCGAGCCCAAGGACAUGCCGCGUGCAGGCGAGUGCAGGAAAACGCUCCCUCCGGAGCCCGCCAAGCACUCGCAGGCCGGGGGCAACCUGGCGCUUUCGCCCGAGCCCCCGGCGCAUCUGAUGGCGCUCAACAAAAGCGAUGAUUUCCUGCUGGAGGGGGAAAGCAAGAGCGAGGGCAAGGACGACGCUCUGAAGGGCAACCUCUUCAACGGCCUGACCGCGGCCCCCUUGCCGCUUACUGCCUCCGACUUGGAAAUCGAUGACGCCAAGCUGGACAGCCUCAUCACGGAAGCCCUGAACGGCCUGGAGUACCAGUCAGAUAACCCGGAGAUUGACAGCAGCUUUAUCGACGUGUUCGCCGAUGAGGAGCUCACGGCCGUGAAGGCUGCUGGUAAUGGGCUGUCUCACAAGGCAAAAGAAGCCUCCGAGAGCAAAUCGAAGCACCCGGGGCCCAAGGAGAAGGCAGCAAGCCAGCCGAGGGGCAGCUGUCAUUACGAAGACAGCCGUCCUGGAGGGGAGCAGGCUCGGAGGAGAGCAGGGAAGCAGCACGUCCACAAGGGGAGAGCGGCCCGGAGGUUGGGAGGCCGCGAGGCCGAGCGGCAGGAGAAGCCCCGCGUGCCGGAGCCACCUCGGAGCAAAUCUCCGGAUCGGGAAGCAGCCGGGGAAGAGCGACCCGACAAGGCAGCCAGGCUGAGGCUGGGGAGGAAGAACAGCGGCGGCUGCGCUCCAAGCCCAAACCAAAGGCAGCCCAGGAAGGUCAACCAAGACACUCACGCAAAGAGCGAGGUCGGGCCAAGCGUUGCCACCAAGAGCUCCAAGCCGCCGCGGUUCUCCAUGAAGGACAUGAAGAAGCGGAAGGCACGAAGCGGGACGUGGAGCAAGGAGCUCAUUCACAAGAUCGUGCAGCAGAAGAACAAGUUCCACAAGCUGCACGUGAAGAGCAACAAGCACGUGCAGUUCUCCUUGGUCACCGAGAGACUGAUGCCAGCCGCCAAAGAGGGGAAAUUCCAGGAGUACGACUACAUUUCAGACUCGGACGACGAUGGGACAGAGUGCACCAAACUCCACGGGAGGAAACGGCGGGGAGCGGGAUUUAUUGGGAGGUCCAAAUACAGCUUUAGCAAGAAACGGCCGGGAAGAAGUGAAAGAGCCAAAGAGAAAGAUCCAGCCCAAAGCUACAGCCGAAAAAGAGAGAGUCGGAGAAGAGAGAUCCAGGAGCACAGGAGGGUUCCUAGUGAGGAGGCCGCCAAGAAAGACGAUUGUGCGACCAGAGCCCGAAGACGGAGCAGCCAGUCGUCUCCUGGCAGCACCCACAGCAUUAGCGCGUCCAGUGAACCCGGCCCCAGCCCUCGCUGUGCUCAACGGGCUGAUUCAGACGGCGAGAAGGGCAGCGUGCAGGCGAGAAGGCGCUCGGAUGGUUCAGAGCUCACACCGAGGACCCUUCACGAGGACAGGAGCCCCAGGGAGAGCCAUAAAAGCCAAGAGGAGUUUUCAAGAGGAACCAAGCGAUUUGGCUCGGCCAAAUUUUUGCUAGCAGGCUCCAGGACGCAUCCAAGCGCCAAGGCAGAUGUUCCUCUGACAAGCUAUGUGAAGGACGAGCACCUACCACAGGCCCAGGAGAAGCAGCUCCCCAGCACAGGCACAUUUGGCAGGAGUCCAUCUAGACCCUCCUGUAAGGACCAUGCAGAAGAGCCCAAAGGAGCAGCGAGCCAUGCAGGUGAGACAGGGAAACCUAUUCUGGAGGCUCAGGAGUCCCCUGAGUUGGCAGUGGUCAACCACAGGCAUCCGUUUGCCCCCUACACUGGCGAUGCUCUGAAGUACCCUGCAGAGGAGCUAAUUGCUCCAUCCCACGUCAGUGGUGAAGCCAGUCCUGGCAACGUGAGUGCUGCCUACCCCGAAGCCGACGUCAAAUACUUGAAGGAACGAGGGCUCUGUGACGGUCGGAAGGACUACCCGGCUCCUGUGGCCCCGUAUGGGGGGGAUGCUGUUGGGAUGAUGCUUGCAGGCAAAGUGCCCGACACCUACGUGAACAGUGACAGCACGUUUUUUGAUCACAAAGACCUGCCCGGUCACUACGAGCCCAACCUCUUCUCAAAGCCCCCAGCCUUGGGUUCCUCACACACCGGGGACAUGUACCUAUGCCGGGAUGACAUUAGUAGCGGCUCCUUCGAGCAGAAGCACGCCGAUAUCUCCCCCUACGCAGCAGAAAAUCCCCAGGCCAAGGUCUCCUCCCCUCUCAGCUUUGAUUCCUCUUCGAUAUUUGGAGAACUCCCCGUCACCGAGUUUGAUCCGCCGUUGUACGAAGGCGUUUCCGCAAGCAAGGACACUUACGUGACCACAUUUGCCUGCCCGGGCAACGCACCCAGCAAGUCGCUGCCGUUUGGGCAGCCGUAUGCGCCGUUUAUGCAGGAGAAAGACUGGACCCUCAUGGAGGAGGUGGCCCCGAUGCUGCCAGAAGACGUGACUCAGUUCCACAACCUCUCAACGGAGAAGCCCUUGGCCAAGAAAUUCCCUGACGAAGGAGCUGGCCCUCCCAACCAACUGUCUCUGCCGCUGUCCGACAGGAUAACGGAUUAUAACGUGACUUUCAUGAACAAUAUAUCAGAUGACGAGCUGGAGAUCAAGCGGUUGGUUACGGAACUGGAAAGCCAGCUGCAGACGGGCAAAAUGAAUAACGAGGCGCCUGCUGCUCUCCAGAAACCGGAGCAACACGUUGCUGCACAGCUCCGAGAACGGGCGCCCGAGCAGUUUCCAGCCCUGCCUGUGGAUCAAGAGCCUGGUCAUGAGAAAGGGCUGUUUUUGGCAGGUGACCUCGGGAGUCCAAGCCUUCUAGCCACGAAAACCUGUGCUGGAGAAAGGCUGGGGAGUGAGAAACCAGGUGUUAGCAAUGAGCACGGCACCUAUGAGAGACCCAGGGAGGCCUGGUCCUGCCCCGUGGAGUUCGGCUCGCUGGAAGCAGGGAUGUGCACGCCAGGCUCUGAGGACUCCCUCUCCGUGGACCCUUUCUGCUCCAAAGAUGCCAGGGAUCAAUUCCAGGGAGCCGAAACGGCCAAAGAAAGUGAUUCCAGAAAGAGGGAACGAGAGUCCUCCUCGCAGGGUCUGCCUGCCUCGCAGACGGACAAAAUAGAGGCUCCGAUCUAUACAGAGCAUAUGACUAAAACCCCUCGGGUUGUCACUGAGCCCUUGUUCCCUAAGACUCUAGAGGCAGCUGAACCAAACAAAGAAGAUAUUCUACCGUCCCUGCCGUGUAAACCUGGUGCUGAGAACUUCCCCGUGGCUGGAAAAACAGCUAAAAACUUCGAUGAUUCCGCAGAGCUGGAGAAGUUUGAUACCCACCUUCCAAACCUUAAGCCUGAGUUUGCCUUUGAGCAGGCGCCGGCCCCAGCCUUAGAUCUCGCCUUUUCUUCUUGCAUCAAAGAAGUCCCAGACACAGAAGAAAGACCUUUAAGCGAGUCCGAGUCCCCCCGGAUGGGGAAAAGCGCGGGGUCCUUUGGUGGGGAUAGCGGUGGGCAGGUAUCGCUGGAAGAAACGGAGGACAAGAGCGCUGCAACCUACCCAGCCCCUGCGGCCGGGGACAAAGCCAGCAAGCAAAAAGUGCUCUUGCUCGACAUGCUGAGUCUGCCCAAGGAGAGGGACGGUGGCUCUCAGAAGAGGGUGGCCUCCCCGGAGGCUGCUGCAAACCCGCUGCAGCAGCUGCAGCUCUUCGUGGCCCGGACCGUGAAGAACAACGAGGAGGAGCUGUUGCUGCCGUGCUUCCCUGGGCUUCUUGCUCCCAACCAGGCGCCUCCCGGGGCCAGGGUGCAGCCCGAGCGGAGCGAUGACAAUGCACAAGGUGACAAUGGGACGUGCUGCCCUGCGCGUGAGGAGGGGGAUGUCCCCGUUGGAGGCGAGGCGGAGGGCAUAGGGACCCCUUCGAAAGAGCCUGCAGUCUUCUCGGGUGAGCCGGGACCGUUCGGUGAAAUGGACUCCUACCGUGCAAAACAAUCCACAUUUGUGAACCUGGAGCUGCAAAAUAACGUCACGGAGCCGCAGCACAUGGCAAGUGAACGCGCGGAGCAGGGUGACAUUAAUAUCCGUGCAGAUGGUGUUUCCCAAGAGCAUAGUGACCUCUCACCGCUUCGCAACGCGGCGGUGACCCCAUUGCCAGGGCAGGGAAAGAAAGCCGAUCAGCUUGUAGGAGAGCGGGAGCAAGAUAAAAACGAAGCGACCUUGGCAUUUAAAAAACAUGAGGCAUCCCUUUUAAGCCACAGUUCACUUGAGAAAGAGGCGUUGGGCAGCGCGGCAGCAGAGAGGCUGGAAAAAAGUGAGGCAGGGCAUGGGGCACAGCCCCUGUGCGGUGCAUCUGGGAGCCCUGCCAGCCCGCUGGAUCCCUCAGGUGAUCUCCACCAGGAUCAUCGUUUGCUGCAGGACACGAAAGCCUGCCCAGUAAACGCUAAGGUUCCCGAAGAAGGGAACGGCAAGAGAACGUCUCUCGGGGGCUGUCACUGCGCGAGUGAGUCGCUGGCCGGCCCGCCCUCGCCAACAAACUUGCCUCAGUCUCAACACUUGCAAAGCGAUGGUGCUGAAGGAGGAGAGAUGCCCAGCUUCAGUGCGCGCCCGGCUGGGGACAAUAAAUAUAGUGCCUCCUUGCUCGGUGCGGAGGCUUCUUCGAGUGCCUUCAUCACCAAGAGCCGCCCUCCUGACACCGACAGCAGUCAAAUGUGCCACCCCUCGGCGAGCCCAGCGGAGCAAGCCAAGUGGAGAGGAGCUCCCGCCUUUGCCCUCGCCCUGCAUCCCUGUGGAGCCAGCGUUCCCGCGCCGCUGGAGGCCGUGGGGAGCAGCCACCACCACCUGAGUAGCUACGGAGCCCCUGGAAGAGAAGGACAGGCAAGACCCCGUGCUGCUCUGCGUGCUGGUGAUCUGAUGGGCUCUGCUUUGGAGAUCGAAGCUCCCCAGAAACCGCGUGUGAAGGACUGCUCGCUUGCCUGCUUGCCGCCUUUCAACCCACGCGAUGUUGGGAAGGAGGUACCAGGUAGCCCAUGCGCUGUAUCAGGGCCUCACUUUAAAGAAAGCCAGGCACAAACCGUUGCAGAUACAAUUGCUAAUUCCCAGCCCUGUCCUCCAGAAACCCAAGGUUACCCAGCGCUGCCCAUGACGGAUCUCCUGCUGAUUAGAGAGGGAGAGGUGAACUUGCAUCAGAAAGAGCUUGAGAACUGCUCUCCAGGUGAAAGUAGCCCUCAGAACGAAGCAGAGGCUCUGCCCAGUGGUUCGGUUGCUCAGCAGAUACCACCCGCUCUCAGCAGCAGUCCUCAAAGGAUUGCAGAGCUCAGUCCCGCUAAACUCCAUUCCCACCACUGUUCAGACGCAGCAGAGGGGAGAUCUGGUGAUCCUUCCAGAACUAUGGAGAAUGGAGGAAAGAAUGUGAAAGGUGAGAAAACCCCAAACCAUGGGGCUGAGCAUGGUGGAGAUGCUGGGACUUGCGUGCUGAGUAACAUGUGUCAAGGAAAGGACAGCGUGUUCACUGGUCUUCCAAACGCCUCCCAAAAUGAACUUCUGAAGGAAAAGAAGCCCAGUGGGCUCCAGGUCACCUGUGAUAUUUGCUCAGCCUCUUUCCGGUCCAAGCCUGGCCUGACCAGGCACAAAGCUGUCAAGCAUCAGAUAAAGAAUAGCAGCAUAUCACAGGCAAGCAAACCUCCCGAGUCAGAUUUAGUUCUGGUAGACAAAGCAUCAAACGUGGCCAAAAAGGUCCCUAGAAGGACCCUAAAAACUUGUGUCAAAGAGAAAAUCUGCAGCUCUCAAAUGCCAGAUGCUGCUGUUGAGUACAGCCCCAAGAAAAUAGGCCCAGGCCUGGAGAAAGAACCCAGCGCUCAGAUGCAAGCAGUAGUCAGCAGGGUGCUCAGUGACCUCAGCGUUAUAUCCCUGGAGAUGUCCCAGGAGCUCCUUCGCACAGGCAUUCUGAACAGAGGGAUGGAGGCGAAGGAUCAGAGCUCGGAGACGAGGGGAGCAGGUGAGGAGGAGGCUGAGCACCCUGGAAAGCAAGCCAGGAAGGGGGAAAAGGGCAGAAGGAACCAAAGCAAAGAUGCUGCAGGAGUCAACAGCAAUCCUGACAGAAAGCUGAACAGGAAGGUGGGACGAAAGAAAGCAAAGGCGUUUCCCGACAGGAACGAGCCUGGUGGUUCCUCUGAGCUGGAGAGUCAUGUGAAUUCGGGUCCCUCCCCUGCGGACCUCAGCAGUGUCAGCUCCAGCCUGGCCACCGCGAUCGAGGGUUUGCAGGAGCCAGGCAGCUGCAGCUCAACAGAGGAACGAAAUCAGCCCACCUCAUUGCAGCACUCUCAGAGAGCGAGACAGUGCCCUUGUGCAGUAGAGGACCCGGGCAGUAGGAUGGAGUCCUCAAAGGAGAUGGUGGGGAAGGAGUCAGCAAAGGGCACGGUCGCUUGUCCUGCAGAGGUGGGAGAUUCAAGUGGAGUGGAAAACGCAGAGGCUUGCAAGGAAUGGGUUGCGAAGCAAGUGGAGAAGGGAAUGGGUAAGGUAGGCAAGGAAUGGCCUCUCCGUGGUGAGGGCACAGGUGACAUGGAUACGGAGACAAAAGACAGUUGUGCGGGAAAGAGCCGUGCUGGGAAUCAGAGCAGUGUCCCGCAAAGUCCCACAGGUUCUGCUGAAGAAAAGCAGGGUCUGGAAACCACCCAGAAGGCUCCCGCGCAAAGCACAAUGCAGGACAGCCGUGGUGCCAGCCCUCCCCAUGGAGACACCAAGCGCUGGGUGAAGGGAGACGUGCAGCAGGGCCAAGAGCACUGCGUGGACAGCGCGGCUGUCGCCGGCCUCCAGAGCCUGUUGGAUGAUGACUCCACCUUCUCCCAGCUGUUCCCACGGGACGAGCAGUUCGUCCGGAGGAAGUGCACACGUGUGUAUGGGAAGCGCACCAAGAAACCCAAGCCUGUCACCGAGGCAAACAUCCGCCCGGCGGGCGCCGUUGACCUCUUCACCAUCCGCUUAGCUUCUGACCUCAGUGAAACCAGCUCUUUCUGUGUCACCAGGGAGGACCCUUGUGAGUACGAAACCAUUUCUAUUGACGAUGCCUUAAUGCUAAACAUGUGUCACAGCAGCAAGGCGAACAGCGGAGAAGCUGCUCCCAGCGGAGCUAAAAAUACUGCGCUGAGGUCGGACUGUGAGAAGAUCAACCAAGAGAAGGAGGUCAUUGACCUGGAAGAUAACAACGUGCUAAACUUCUUGUGCCAAGACAGCCAAGUGGAAAGCGUCCCCAGCUUGAACCUUUGGGGCUGUCUGGAGAAGGAGGGAGAAAGCCUCUCCGCGGAGGAAAUGUUUGAGGCUCCCGUGGACCUUGAGAACGAACACUCGCUAGGAGAAACGAGCUCAGAACCUCCCGACCUGGCAGAGGAGCCCUUCAAUGACAAGGCGAGCGAGGAAGAUUCGGACUCCCCCGAGUUCCAUACAAUCGACAUUGAGAUGCUGAAUGCAAAGCUCAAAAUGAGAGAUGUGUGUUUCUUCGGCCCUUGUGAAGAUCUUCCUGGCCGUGCUGACGAAGAUGCCAUGAGUUUCAAGCAGAAGCCGGGUCAGCACAGCAAACACAGCAGACACAGGCUGGAAGAUGGGAAGCUGGGGAAAAACCGCAGUGAGGUGAACAUCAAGACCAAAGACAAGCAGUAUAAAUGCAAAGUGUGCUUCCAGUGGUUCCUCACCUUGGGGGAACUGGACUUCCACAAGCUCAGCCAUAACCCUUCCCCUCCUCCGACCUGCUACAUGUGUGUCCAGCGCAAGUUCAGCUCUCGGGAGCAGCUGAGGGACCACCUGAAAGAGAAGCAUGCCAAGAACAAGGCGGGCCUGUGGGCUUGCGGGAUGUGCCUGAAGGAGAUUUCCGACGUCUGGAUGUACAACGAGCACCUCCGGGAACACGCCACCCAGUUUGCCCGGAAAGGGCAAGCGCAGAAGUCCGUGAUGGGCCUGCCUGCCUGCUUUGGUGAGGACAACGCCGCUGUCACCCACUUCCUCAACACCAUCAUGUAUCGGAGAGCCAGCAAGUCCUCCAGGCACGCUGACUCCGACAACAGGCACUCAGGUAGCAGAGAGAACAGGAGCCCCAAGGAGCUGCCCCUUGAGCAGGAGGCCCUGCCGAUGAAAGACCCCUUGGAAAGCAACGUCAAGGUCAAGCCGUCUCCACCCAGCUCUUCCAAAGCGUGUGCCAGUCCAUCUCCUGAGCACAUGGCAAAAAGCGAAAGCUCCCCCAAAAGCGUCCCCAUGCACCCAGACUGCAAGGAUCCUUCCAGAGACUGUCAUCACUGUGGGAAGCAGUUUCCCAAACCCUUCAAGCUCCAGCGGCACUUAGUAGUGCACAGUUUACAGAAGAUUUACCUGUGCCACAAGUGUCCGAUGUUCUACCAGGAGACCAAAGAGCUUCGAAACCACCUCAGCCAGGAGCACGGGAUCGUGGAGGAGCAAGAGAUCAAGCACACCACCCUGUAUGCAUGCGAGCUCUGCGCCGACGUCAUGCACGUUAUCAAGAAGUCCUUCAUAUGCAGCAUGUGCAACUACACGUUCUCCAAGAAAGAGCAGUAUGACCGGCACAUGGAGAAGCACCUCGCAGGAAGCAACAAGACCUUCAAAUUCAGAGGGGUCAUGAGGCCUGGCGUUGCCUCCAGAGAGGGCAGGGAGAAGGUUAAAGAGGAAGGCUCCCUCGUGGAGCCACCGAGCAAGAAAAGAAAGGUUGUUCAUCAGAGCAGCUCACUGCCACGUAGCUCUCCUGUGCCUCACCUGGACCAUGCGGGUGACCUGCACAUGGCAGAGGCUGCAAGUCCCAGGCUGCAGGCUCCUAGUGAGUCUUUCCCUCUAGCAGCUAGGGAGCCAGGAGCACCUCUACCCCAAACCCCUCUGAAAACAGAAGACCUGGUGGGUGAUUUCUCUGACCUCCUUGCCGAGAUGGAGACAUCUCAGUUUGACGCCCUGCCUCCGCCGCCCUGCCUCUCCCCGUCUUUGCCACCGGCCACCGCAGGCAGUUCCGAGCUCGGCCGUGUCACCCCCUUGUCCAUCGAGGAACUGGAGAAAGGAGCUUUUGAUGGGAAACCCCUUCCUUUCUUGGACUCACCUGAGUUUAAUAUUGACCUGGCUGGGUUAGCCUGUAACCAGGUAGCGGAUGAAAAACGGUCUCCUCCACGUCUGACCGAGAAAGGUGGCAAUGCCAAUGCCCAUAAAAAAGUGAACUUAGGCAACAAAGAUGAAUAUGUAACGGGCAUCCUGGAAAAUCCCAAUGCAACCACCAGCCCUGGGAGCGAGGCCCCGUUUCUUCAGCUCGCCAAGAAGGUCCCGUCACCAAGAGCAGAGGUUCCUCAGGCCAAAGAGACCAACAAAACGCUGUGGAGCAACCCCAGUGCAAACGAUGGCCCUUCUUGGGAAGGAGCAUCUAAGGGCACUUCUUCUGAGGCUGCCCACCCCACCAUGAAGGACAAGGCGACGUCGCCUGUGCUGAACAAGGCUCCCAAAGAGUUGACCAUGCAGAAGAAAGCUGGAGGUAGCCAGGCCAGCAGCGACACCUCUCCCAACGUCGUUAGCCCCGGCAGGAGCGCCGAGGAGAGCCCAAAAUCCAGCGUGCCCAAGGAAAAGGCUGUGCCCGAGGCCAAGGAGAGCGGCGCUAACGCCAGCAGCAAGGAACACGGCGCCCACCCGGGCAAGUCCAGCGGCCACCACCUCAAAGGCGAGGCGGCCAGCAACGCCGUGCGACACGUGGACAAGGCGGCCCUGAGCGUGCCGGGCAAGCUGCACCCAAAGAAGCGGAAAGAGCACAAGUCCCUGAGCCACCGGGGCAGCUCCGGCUCCCGGGAGAACGUCGAGGGAGACGGGAAGAAGAAGAAAGCGCGGGCGCCGGGUCCGGGCAGGAGCGAGAGCACCGGCGAGCUCAAACACGCCGACUGGGCCAACGCCGAAGCUUCUGCCCUGUCCCCGGGCCGGAGGGAAACGCACUGCAACAGGCUGAUCCCCAAGCCCAGGACGGCAGGGGUGGGCAACCAGCUGAAGAAGAUGGUCCUGGACACCUACAACCACAAGAAGGCGGAGAUGCGUCCCGCCAACGGCGACGUGAAGCGCGGGAAGGCCAUCCUGGGCAAGAGCUUCCAGCAGGUGCUGGCCAAGGGGCCGGCGGCGCGCGGCGCCUUGCACGGGGCGCGCGGCACGCGGGGCGCCAAGGCCGCCGAGCCCGCGAGCUUCCGCACGGCCGAGUCGCAGAACCAUCUGCUAAGCCAGCUCUUCGGGCAGAAAUUAACGAGCUUCAAAAUUCCUUUAAGGAGAGAUACUUCGGAGUAA